Pantherophis guttatus is the source of this 4565-nucleotide messenger RNA. The record is from RefSeq and is a predicted model, not a curated record. NCBI's taxonomy places the organism in Eukaryota, Metazoa, Chordata, Lepidosauria, Squamata, Colubridae.
CGAGCACGGUGCCUUCCCUCCCUCCCUCCUUCUAUCCCCAUCAUGACCUUCCCAUCAUGGCGGCGCUGGGCCUCCGCUCACGCCCUACGUUCCCCCCCCCCCCCCCCUCCCCUCUCCCUUCCCCUCCCCUCUGGCCUGCUGCCGCUCCCGCCACCGCAGGACUCCUUUCCCCGCCCGCGGUUAGGCCCGAGCCUCGCCUCGAGUAGCGCUGGGGGUGUUUGAUACGUGUGUGUGUGUGUGUGUUUUUUUUUCUCCUCAGCGACGCGACGAGGCAGGCCCGGCUUCGCGCGCGCGGCCGACCCUCAGUCUCGAGCGAGCCGGCCAGCGGGCGCGCGCCCGCGCUGCCUCCUCCUCCUCCCGCCCGCCCGCCGUGCCGCCCGCUCACUCCUUCGCGCGGCCGUCAUCGUCGCCGCCGCCCGUCUUCCUCCUCCUCCUCCUCCUCCUCCGCCCCCGCUGCCUCAUCUUCCUGCCCGGCUGGCUGGCUGACUGACUGACUGACUGGGGCUGACUGGCUGGCGGCUCCACGGCGCAGGCCCGCUGCAGCGCAGCCGCUCUGAGAUCUCAUGACUGAGCCAGGAAGUGUGCAGAUCAUCCUCCGAGAUAGGACUGCCUCCUCCAGCAGACGGGUCCCAGAGGAUCCCAGCCUGUAAAAUUUGCAGUAACCAUUCAUGGAGGAACAUACGGUCACCCAAACGGAGCACAUGGCAACCAUCGAGGCCCACGCGGUGGCCCAGCAAGUCCAGCAGGUACACGUGGCCACGUACACGGAGCACAGCAUGCUGAGUGCCGACGAGGAUUCCCCCUCUUCGCCCGAGGACACGUCCUACGACGACUCGGACAUCCUCAACUCCACAGCCACCGACGAGGUGACUGCCCACCUGGCCGCUGCAGGGCCGGUGGGAAUGGCUGCCGCCGCCGCUGUGGCCACCGGUAAAAAAAGGAAGCGGCCUCACGUUUUUGAAUCCAACCCAUCCAUCCGCAAGAGGCAGCAGACGCGGUUGUUACGGAAGCUACGGGCCACGUUGGAUGAAUACACCACGCGAGUCGGGCAGCAAGCCAUCGUCUUGUGCAUCUCCCCCUCCAAACCCAACCCGGUUUUCAAAGUCUUUGGGGCGGCCCCGCUGGAGAACGUGGUGCGCAAGUACAAGAGCAUGAUCCUGGAAGAUUUGGAGUCAGCGCUGUUGGAGCACGCACCUGCGCCGCAGGAGGUUAACUCGGAGCUUCCCCCUCUCACCAUCGACGGGAUUCCGGUCUCGGUGGAUAAAAUGACCCAGGCCCAGCUGAGAGCUUUCAUCCCUGAAAUGCUGAAAUACUCAACGGGUCGCGGAAAGCCGGGCUGGGGGAAGGAGAGCUGCAAACCCAUUUGGUGGCCAGAAGACAUUCCCUGGGCUAACGUCCGCAGCGAUGUCCGGACAGAAGAGCAGAAGCAGAGGGUAGGUCUUGAACACCUUCUUCCUCCUUCUAGCAACAGACUUUUCUUAGGUUUGGCACACGAUAGGCUCUUUCAAACCAUGAAUAUUAACAGAAUCACAGAGCGAGCGGACGUAAGUCGAGGAGUCCUGCAACGGAUCUCUCGUCUCCUCCAUCCCCGCCAGGUGGAGCAGAACUGGGCGACGCUACAGGGGGGCGAGAUGACCAUCCAGACCACACAGGCCUCCGAAGCCACGCAGGCAGUGGCCUCCCUGGCCGAAGCCGCCGUAGCCGCCUCGCAGGAGAUGCAGCAAGGCGCCACGGUCACUAUGGCGCUCAACAGUGAGGCGGCCGCUCACGCCGUGGCCACGCUUGCAGAAGCCACCCUCCAGGGCGGAGGGCAGAUCGUCUUGUCCGGCGAAACGGCAGCGGCCGUGGGCGCGCUCACCGGGGUACCAGAUGCAAACGGUGCGUUGGAAAAUAGCUUGGCCCCCUCCUCUCUGUGGCAUCCCUCAAAUAUUGGAAGACUGCUAUCGUGUCUCCCCUGGUCCUCCUCUUCACCCAUGCCCAGUUCCGGCAACCGCCUGGUCCAGAUCCCAGUGAGCAUGUACCAGACGGUCGUCACCAGCCUCGCCCAGGGGAACGGCCCCGUUCAGGUGGCCAUGGCCCCCGUGACUGCCAGGAUCACCGACAGCACCGUCACCAUGGACGGCCAGGCGGUGGAAGUGGUCACGCUAGAACAGUGACAGCCGACCAAGGCCAGAUUGUGAUGCCACAGCUUCUUCCUCUCUUCUCCGAUUUUUCUACACCUCUCCGGAAAUGCAAUCAGGAAGCGUUGGGAGUCUCACAACUUUGGACUACGCAACCCAGAGCGGGAAAAGGGCGUGUGCCUGCUGGGUCAUCGAGCGGACCCACCUGCUCCCAUAGGAGCGAGGAGGCUCGUCCGGACAGGUUACGCCCCGGCUUUCUUUGCAUGGAUCGCCCGUUCCGAAGAAGGGCGAGGAUCGGAAAGCUUUCCUGCCCUCUGUUUGUGAAGUCGGGGCCCAGGCCCCCCCCCUCCCUGGCGGACCCUCACCGUCCCACCAUUCCCACCGAGUUCACCCCUGCCGUCCUCACCUCGAGAAUUUAGGGCUGUUUUUCUCGUACGGACAAGAAUUUCCCGCGAGGACGAGAAACAUUGAUGGACGAGAAUUUCGCACGAAAACGAGAAACGACGGGCGAGAAUUUCAUGCGAGGACGAGAAAUGUCGAGACGUCUUAUGGGAAAAGACCCUUUUUUUCUUCCUCGAAAAGGCGCCCCGGGAAAAUCGCAUCUCCCGGAGGAGGCGGCGAUCCUGUUACCUGCCGAUUCUGGACCUGCGUCCAGGACUCUUCGGUAGCCCAGGUGGCAUCGGACCUCCCUCCUUUCCGUUGGAAAGUCCAAGUUAGACGGCUCCUCCGAGAAUCCUUCGCUGACUUCUGUUUUGGCUCUCUUCCACCUCAGCCCUCGCCAGUUGUGAAAGGUCGAAAGAAAGAGGCGGGGGGCACGCGGCAAAGAGGGUAUCCCCUUCCUCUCGAUUCCUUCCCCCCCCCCCCAGCCCCUGUUUUUGAGCCACAGACCCUCAAAAUAAUCUUUCCCAGGGUGGUUUCAAAGGCCGCGCCGGCCAUUCUGAUUUUGGAUCCCUUUUCCAUCAACGGGUUUCCCCUCGUAUGGAUGGCACCUAGCCGGAAACCUUCCUAAAAAACCCCUUUCUUUAGUUAAGACCCCUGUGGGGCAGUCCUGGCCCUCCACCCCAUAACCCAUCAUCCUUGCCAGUAGCUCUUGGCCACUGGCAUCCAAGUGCAUUCAUGCAAAGGUGUGAUGUCUUCCUGUUCCCGCUCCCUCCCUCCUUUUUUCCUUUCUUUCUUCUUUCCUCCCUCCCUCCCUCUAUUCCCUCUCUUUCUCUUCCCUCCCUCUUUUCUUCCUCUUUCCUUUUUUCCUUCCUUUCUUUCCUCCCUCCCUCUCUCCAGUCCCUCUCUUCCUCCCUCCCUCUUUUCUUCCUCUUUCCUUUUUUCCUUUUUUCCUUCCUUUCUUCUUUCCUCCCUCCCUCUAAUCCCUCUCUUUCUCUCCCCUCCCUUCUGUCCCUCUCUCCAUUCCCUCUCUUUUCCUCCCUCUUCCCUUUUCUGCUUUCCUUCUUCCCUCCUAUUUUCUACUUUUCUCCCCUCCCUUCUGUCCCUCUCUCUGUUUCCUCUCUUUUCCUUCCUUCCUUCCUCCCUCCCUCUUUCUUUCCUUCCCUUCCUUUUUUCUUCCCUUCCUUCCUCCCUCUCUUUCUCUCCCCUCCCCUCCCUCUUUCCUUCCUUCCCUCCCUCCUUCCUUCCUUCCUUCUUUCCUCCCUGCCCACGGAUGACCCCUGAAUAGCCCAGGGUGGGUGGGAGGGAAACUGCCCUUGAAUGGGUGGGCGAAAAGCAGCUCAUCCCCACCUAAGGUUCGACUGAGCAGUUAUAUCUCCCAUUUCAGGGGGCUUCCAGGGAGACCCCCUGCCACCCACUCCUGAAAAUUGCUGGAAAAAAACUCAUCCACUCCGUCUUUCCUCAUGGAGACACCCACAGUAUUUAACUGCCUUCUUCUGUCCUUUGACACAGAAUACCAUUUUGCAAAAAAAGUCAGUUUUUCAAGCUGACUCUUCUCUCUCUCUCUCUCUCUCUCUCUCUCUCCUUCCCCACCGGUCUCUUCCCAGGUUCGUGUCUUUUAAAGCUGGCUUCUUUUUCUCGAUUUAAAACAAGGAGAGAGGGGUGGGGGGGAAAAGAGAGGAAAACCUACGAGGGUCCUUUGUAGACAUAUUUUCUUCCGGACGUAAAUCGAGGAGAAGUUUUCCUUCCCAGGUCUUUGCUUUUGAUUUUUCUUUUGAUUUUUGGUUGUCGUCGUUUUUCAUUUUUUAAAUAUUAUUUUUUAUUGUCGUUGUAAAGAGACGUCAGAUGUGACUUUAAAGUUGGUGUUCCUUUUUUAUGUUUCUUUUUCCCCUCCCCGGUGACAGAAUAAAGUUCUGAUAGACUGAGAAAUUAUUUCCCUGAGACCCAAAGAAGAAGAAGAAAAAUCCUCUUUUCCUGCCACCACUGUCAAAAGCAUGGGGUUUCCCUGUUGUUUCCCCCAAUUCUGUCUAUUUCCUCAUUCAAUAAAUUGUUACAGAUGUGUCCAGA